Molecule: messenger RNA, 3193 nt
Organism: Exophiala oligosperma
Lineage: Eukaryota; Fungi; Ascomycota; Eurotiomycetes; Chaetothyriales; Herpotrichiellaceae
Exons: 1
Coding region: 1-3111 (1036 amino acids)
Source: RefSeq, a predicted model, not a curated record
AUGGAUGACCCUAUAGCCCAGAGAUUGAGGCCUCGCAAAGGUCGAGCCACUCAGGCUGAGCACACUGAUCCUCCUCAGCAGACCCCUUACAAGCCCGCAAGCAAGUCUACUACACCAACGUCCCGAAGCACAACAAUAUCUCGCAAGACUAGGCCAAAAGGUAUCAAAAAGACACAAGCUAAAGAAAGAUCGACCACCACCAGCACCACCCCGUCAAAGGCCCAACGAAAGUCUGCGGUAGAGAAGAAGAAAAAAAAGAGUCCACCGAAAGAUGCGACCUUUAGGCCAGAUCCGACUGAAUCAAGUGACGACGAAGCUGAAACUCCCGUGCAGCAACAACCCAACGCCGAAACCCCACCGAAAAGGAGAGGAAAGCCUUUCAAGACUCCGGUCAAAGAUGGUGCUUAUAGACCUGGUGGCGACGAGUCAGAUGAUGAAGCAUCCGUAAAAACCACUCGAAAACCACGGUCGACGAAGAGAUCGAUCAGAAAGCCGACACCGAUACCUUUUGUACCCAUCCCUGAAGAUGGUGACUCCGCAAAGACACACCCACCACCAAAGGAAGGUCUUUCCGACCCAAGAAAUCCAAAGCGUAGACCUAUCAAGAUCACUUUGAAGGUGAAGAAGGCUUCUUCACCUAGACCGGCCACUCCAGAUCCUAGACGCCGGUCAGCAUCCGGUGACGUCCGCAGCAACCCCAACAUAUUUCGCACAGCAACGUCUGGGGCUCGGAUUGACGAUCCACUUCCACGAGCAAGUCCGAGUCCGAGCACAAGACACACGAGGCCAUCACCAAGUCCUCGACCUUCGCCAAAGUCACCUAAGCGCCCUGCUCCAGUCAGUGAUGGUGAUGGUCGUCUCUCUCGGUCUCCCAAGCGUCCAAGGUUCGAAAAUACAACACUACAUGCUGUAGGCUCAUCAUCUUCUAAGCCCCGCGCCUCCUCUACGCAACCUCCUCCUCCUCCUCAGCAGGAUGAUGAUCAUCUCACAAUUGCAGAUGCCGAUCGACUUUUUGAAGAAAUUGUACUCAUGCCUAGAAAGUUAGAACUCGGUGAGAUCGCAGCGCUUUUUGUUUGUCUUCAGGAGAAAUGCAUGCGGUUCUCCCAAAAGCAUUUCAGUUUCGACUUGACCGAAGAACAGCAAGAAGAGUGGCCCUUGCAUCGACUCGACGAACAAAAGUAUCGAUCGUUUUUCAACAUGGCCAGGUUCCUCGUGGACGCCAAUCACUGCGGAUGGCGAGAGUUCUUCACAACCCCGCAACAUCGCGUGCCUUUUGUCCAUGGGGUUCUAGGAGAGCGAUUCAAGAACAACAUCUUCAAGAUCCCCGGUUUCGGUCUCGGUCGGGACAAAGUCAACAGGUUGGCCGAGAUUGAUCGCAGUUACCUCAAAUACGAUGCCUUUGUUCGGAGUAAAGUGCGAGCCGAGUAUCUCGAAGAACUCAAAUUUGACAAGGUGGAAGAUUGGUAUUCCAUUGACGAGAAUGUUCACAAUGUCGAAGAGAACACCGCAGCAUCAGCACCAAUCCCAACACUGGUCUUGCCAGGAGCAGCAGCAGCAGCAGCAGCAGCAGUUCCCUGGGCUCCGUCUGGAACAUCACCAGCGUCAUCAGCGGCCGCCUCCGACCCAAGCGAGAAUUACUUCCCUUCGAAGUACGCGGUCAGUCUCGACAAGGACGCCACAGAACUAGCGUCUCACAUCAUGGAACAAUUGGAACUGAUCCUUCCUCCCCCGAUCUUCGACCCACUCCACCCUCACGGUCCACGAAACUUUGGCGAGAACAGCAGAAAGGUGUCCGCGGGACGCGCCAUAGAGGCCGAUCUCACCGCCUUGAUUAAGUACAUGGGCGGGUUGUCGUUGUCUAUCCGAUUCACGGGUAUCGACGGUACCAUCAUCCGCCUCGUUGAAGCCUAUUCAAAGGGGACCGAGUACCACAUCGCAGACUCGACGGACAAUAUCUGUGUCAAUGCGGAUCACUGCAACGCCACGUGCCCGGCGGACACUACUCCCGCGACGUUGCGCAUCUACAUGACCUGCUGGUGCAGACUUGAAGGGGUCGUCCCCCACGGUAAGAACAGGUUGGAAUUGGAAAAGUUCCAAAUGGAACAUCAAGACCCAGACGCACCGGAGACUUUCACCUGGGAACAAUACGAAGAUGAAGUUUUUCCUCCGCUCCCUUACGAACUACAAACUACCCCUGAAGGUCGUGCCGCGGUUGAAGACCUGCCAGUUAUUCCUGGCACAGAAUGGGGAGCUUCAAUGGCUCGUGUGUCGGCCAAAGAUCACGUCUUUGAGGGGGACGAUGAGGAUGACAACAACCGUCACGGUCGUCGACGACGCAACGGUACCGACAAAAGAGCUCCAGGUCCAGAAAGAGGUUGUUUCGUAACGUAUUACAAUCGACUUGCACCGACAAACGUCUAUUGUGCAUGGACAUCCAAAGCUAGACCUACACGAUUUCCAGACCUUGGCGACGACUUGCCACAGCUGCAACGACGCAGUACGAACGAGUCGUUGGAAGAUGCCAUUGUCCGCGCCAAAUUGCGGCGACGCGACUUGCGAGGACAAACAGAGGACGACUCGUACAUUGGUUCCACGAUGAAUUUGAUCCGAGAAUAUCACGUCGGCGAAUGGCUGGUCGCGAGUUCCAUGGCGGGUGGACUGUUGGCGUACAUUUUGUCCGCCGACAGGGGCGUACUCGGCCGUCACUUUGACGAGAUGGUGGCGGCACUGUCGGACUCUGCUCUGGUCAGACGAUUACAGACCAUUCCGUCGUCGGUCGUCACCCGUGUAGGGGACGCCUUGGGUCUCCCGGCGACCGCCGCGAGACACUACGUCGUCACUUUGCUCGCUUGGGCUCGACACCUGGAACAACGAACUGCCCACGGAGUGCGCGACGCGGUUACGGAUCUGACUAGGUCCGUCGAGGCGGCGAGGGCGUCGUUGGUGGCGGCAACAACAAACACACCCACGUCGCUCGACGUCACCACCUUGUUCACGCCACCCGUAAUGACUGUCGAAGACGUGGUGGUGGACCGGACCAUCGCGUCGACAAGAGCCCUGUCGUCCGUCACCGCUUUGGCGAGGAAGAAGAUAGCAGAGAGUCAGGGAUGAGACAAGACAAGUCGCACGGACGAACUAAUAGACGUAAGAUCAAGAAAGUAAACAGGGUGGUAUCGUGAAGCGGGAUGAGAAC